AUGCUUAAAGCUAAACUAACCAUCUGCUGCCGUCUCCUGUUGGUUGCAGAUGUUGUAGAUGUUGCAGGUGUUGCAGAUGUUGAAGCUUCAGUCCUGGAGCCGCAGGAGGACUAUCAGGAGCGUUUCCUGAAAUGUCCGUCUGGCUGGGAGCAGUAUAAGGGCAGCUGUUACCUGUACAUGAGCUCUCCUACUUCCUGGAUCCAUGCUGAGACCAAUUGUUACAUUCAGGGAGCGUCUCUGGCUUCAGCCCAUGAUGAUUUUGAUUACACCUUCCUCCAGUCACUGACCAGCAGAGGCAACAGCCUCACCGCCUGGGUGGGAGGAUACUUUCUCCAGGGGUGGAGGUGGGUGGACCAGAGCCGCUUCAACUACAACAACUGGUACAGUCAGACCAACCCAGCCAACGACCCCUGCGUCCACCUCUGGUCCGAAUCCAACCGCGGUUGGUCCAACAGCAACUGUAACAUCGCUCGGCCUUUCAUCUGUGUGAGGAAUUUUGAGGAGUGCUGAGUGCUGACGUAGCCCAGAACCAGAGGGAUGGACCACAG
Molecule: messenger RNA, 548 nt
Organism: Cheilinus undulatus (humphead wrasse)
Lineage: Eukaryota; Metazoa; Chordata; Actinopteri; Labriformes; Labridae
Product: ladderlectin-like
Exons: 5
Coding region: 1-510 (169 amino acids)
Source: RefSeq, a predicted model, not a curated record